AUGGAGCGCAUGGAAAAAACCAUGGACGCCAUCGCGAACGAUUUCAGCACCGUGCGCACGGGACGGGCGAACGCGGCGGUGUUGGACCGAAUCGAGGUGGAUUACUACGGAGCGCCGACGCCGCUGAAGACGAUCGCGAACGCGUCGACGCCGGACGCGCAGACCAUCACCAUUCAACCGUUCGAUAAGAGCGCGAUUAAGGAUAUCGAACGCGCGAUUAAUGAAUCUGAUCUCGGGAUGAACCCGUCGAACGAUGGGAACAUCAUUCGAUUGAACGUGCCGCCGUUGACGGCGGAGCGGAGAAAGGAACUCGCGAAGCUCGUGAGUAAACUCGGCGAGGAUGGAAAGGUUGCGCUGCGCAACGUGCGACGGGACGCGAUGAAGGCGUACGAAAAGUUGGAAAAGGCGGGGUCGUUCGGUGAGGACGAGAUCGCAAAGUUGAAGAAGAGCAUGGAGGAUUUGACGGCGUCGUACGUGAAGAAGGUGGACGAGCUCACCAAGGCGAAGGAGACCGAGUUGCAAAAAGUUUAA
This is a messenger RNA of Ostreococcus lucimarinus CCE9901, 531 nucleotides long. RefSeq lists its product with no specific name. Gene Ontology annotation, biological process: translation. Lineage: Eukaryota; Viridiplantae; Chlorophyta; Mamiellophyceae; Mamiellales; Bathycoccaceae. The transcript has a single exon. Bases 1 to 531 code for a protein of 176 amino acids. Gene Ontology annotation, molecular function: ribosomal large subunit binding. The record is from RefSeq and is a predicted model, not a curated record.